AUGGAUCGACCUCCCCCGGCCAAGCGGCCCCGGCUGUCGAUGGCAUGCAAUAUCUGUCGGCAGCGAAAAGUGAAAUGCGAUGCCGAGUAUCCCAAGUGUCGCAAUUGUCGGAUACGGAAUCAGAUUUGCGUGACGACUGACCCUCAACGCCCUGGGGUGCCAGGAGUGAGAGAAUGGCUAGAGAUGCCAGAGAAGAUCAAUGGGAACACAGGGACGCAAUGUGACGGAUUGCAGAAGGAGCCAACGUGUCGCCAAAAUGAUCAAACCUCGCCCCCAAAUACAUCGCCUCAGCAGCAACCUCAGUCGCAAGAGGGUCAACCCUCUCCAUCUGUGGGGGACAACCUGGCAGAUGAAAAGGUCAACGAAUUUUCCCCAGUGCAUCAACCGUUCGAUACAUCCCUCAAUGUGGAGCGUGGAACGAAUCGGAUGAAAAUUCUGGGUGGCAGCAGCUCGCAAUGCCUCGCGAAAUCGUUGGACGUUUAUUUUGAAGCGGCACGGUUAAAGCCAGUGUCGGCUUCCUUUGGUCACGGCAUGAGGCAUGCGGAGGAGCUGGAUAUGCCACUGACCCUAUCUCUACCAGGUCUGCCUGGCCGGGACUGUCGCGACCGAUAUGCGCGGAUAUAUUUGGCCCGAAUCCACCCUACCUAUCCCAUUUUCUCCCCCAAUGGGUUUCGCGAAAGUAUGGAGCAGCUUUCCACAGUCGCCGAUUACACGCACCUCCCUCGAGACAACGUUCCCAUACUUGUGCUUGUCUAUCUUGUGAUGGGACUGGGCUCGGAUGAAGAGGCUCAAAGUGUGACGGAAGUCGGGGAGAAAUAUCUUCAAGCUGCAGCCGGGCUUGUAUCUCACCUCGUCGCGAUACCCUACCUGCCGACGGUGCAGGCUCUGCUACUUCUGACACUGAUGUAUAGAGGUCGGAACCAGGAGGGCCUGGCGUGGCAAACGUUGGGCAUGGCGAUCCGCAUCGCAUACACCCUGGGAAUCCACCGACCUCAAACCGGGUCCGCACUGUCCACAUCCCACAGCACACCUGAUGAAAGACAUCUUCCCAGCCAAAUAUGGGCGGUUUGCUGCUGCUUGGAGCGGAUGAUGCAACUACAAUGCGGCCGCCCUGCCUCCAUUAGCGCCGAACACCUCAGUACCAUCGGCAGUUUAACCUGCCAGUCACCCUACCUGCAGUGGAGCCUGGGGCUAGCUGAAUACCAAGGAAAUAUCAGCCAGCAUAUCUACAACUACCAUCCUGGGUCGAGAAACGUGCGCCAGAUACUUCUGGAUACUGCCCGACUGGAUCGGCUGCUGCUCUCAUGGGCCAAUGUCAUUCCUCCUGAGCUACGGCCAGGGAACGAUAUAUUCUGCCCUGACGAAGAGUACCAUAUGGCUGCAUACCUAUCCAUCCAAUUCCACGAAACCCUUAUUACGCUUCACCGCGCGGCGCUAAUCGCCCCGACAGCGAACUUUGAUAGAGAAAUCGAAAAGCACUGCGCCGACGAACCAUCCAAAUUCAGGAUGCGUAAUGGAGAAUCGAUCUGUGUCAACAGUGCCCGUGCCAUCGCUAAGCUGAGCAUUGAGCUCUCCGAGAGGGGAACAGCCUCGCGCUUGAUUCCAGUUGGGCCGUCCUUGCUCGCAUGUAUUGUCCUGGCUAUUUAUCUAAUGAAAAACCCGAGAUCUCGCCUCCAGACGAUGGACCUUGAGCUCCUGAAACUAUGUCUCGAAAACUGCAGACAGCAGCUAGCCCGCUGUAAUUCAGAUCCCCGAUUCAUGGAAGGUCUAGCUGCCAUGUACGACCAAAUCGUGGCCCACCAUCGUGUCGUUUCAACAUCUGCAGAAAGAAGGCACACUCUAGCCACAACGUAUCAAUCAGAUCAACAUCCCCACAAAGCCUCGACAUGGCCGCCUCGGAAUCACAACCAACAACAUACCGCCUCAAACAUUGCUAUAUCCCAAAAUCCAUCAAAUUAUACAAUACCCCAUAGCUUCCUGACCCCUGCAACAUACGACGAUGCCCCCGCAAUGAACAACAUAGGACAUGCAUCAUGUAGCGAAGAAGCCCAUGCUGCGAGGGCACCCCUGUUUGAUUAUCUACCGACAACAGGCAAGGAUCAGCCUCAUAAUCAGGGUGAUGCAGGCCUUCAUGAUACAGGUUCCCUGAUAGAUCAACUGACCUCCUCUGGCGAUGGCUCGAAUGAGGUAGACCGACUAUUUCCCUUUGAGGGAUACAAUGUAGAAGAUUUGUGGAACUGGAUGCUGUACUUUGACGGACCACAGUCUGCAUAG
Molecule: messenger RNA, 2274 nt
Organism: Aspergillus nomiae NRRL 13137
Lineage: Eukaryota; Fungi; Ascomycota; Eurotiomycetes; Eurotiales; Aspergillaceae
Exons: 3
Coding region: 1-2274 (757 amino acids)
Biological process (GO): regulation of DNA-templated transcription; DNA-templated transcription
Molecular function (GO): DNA binding; DNA-binding transcription factor activity, RNA polymerase II-specific; zinc ion binding
Source: RefSeq, a predicted model, not a curated record